Molecule: messenger RNA, 1691 nt
Organism: Fukomys damarensis (Damara mole-rat)
Lineage: Eukaryota; Metazoa; Chordata; Mammalia; Rodentia; Bathyergidae
Gene: Bphl
Product: biphenyl hydrolase like
Exons: 8
Coding region: 1-843 (280 amino acids)
Source: RefSeq, a predicted model, not a curated record
AUGGGCAAGGACAGGUCGGGCCUCGGUGGGGGCGGGGCGAGAUGUGGAGGCGGGACUUCUGGAGGACGGGGCAGCACCUCAGUAAAUUCUGGCAAAAUAGCUGUGAAUGGCGUUCACCUACAUUACCAGAGAACUGGAGAGGGCGAACACCCAGUCCUGCUGCUUCCCGGGAUGCUGGGAAGUGGAGAGACAGAUUUUGUACCCCAACUUAAGAGCCUAAGCAAGAAGCUCUUCACAGUGGUUGCCUGGGAUCCUCGAGGAUAUGGGCAUUCCAGGCCCCCAGACCGAGAUUUCCCGCUGGACUUCUUUGAAAGAGAUGCAAAAGAUGCAGUGGAUUUGAUGAAGGCGCUGAACUUUAAGAAGGUCUCCCUGCUGGGGUGGAGUGACGGUGGCAUAACCGCUCUCAUCGCUGCUGCCAAAUACCCAUCCUACAUCAGCAAGAUGGUGAUUUGGGGGGCAAAUGCCUACGUCACUGAUGAGGAUGAAAGGAUCUAUCAGGGAAUCCGGGAUGUUUCUAAAUGGAGCGAGAAGGCAAGGAAGCCUCUAGAAGCCCUGUAUGGGUAUGACUACUUUGCCAAGACCUGUGAAAAGUGGGUUGAUGGCAUACAGCAGUUUAAGCAUCUUCCAGAUGGUAACAUCUGUCGGCACCUGCUGCCCCAGGUUCAGUGUCCCACGCUGAUUGUGCACGGGGAGAAGGACCCUCUGGUCCCUCGUUUCCAUGCUGACUUCAUACACAAGCACGUGAAAGGGUCACGGUUGCAUCUGAUGCCAGAAGGCAAACACAACCUGCAUUUACGUUUUGCAAAUGAGUUCAACAAACUAGCAGAAGACUUCCUGCGCUGAAAGUGGCCCUGGGAAUUUGUCUUGGUGCAUUCUAAAGUGGGGCUUCACCACAUUGCUGCUGGUUACUGCAGCCUUUGAGCCGCCUUCCCUACAUCAUACCUGCACCCACUUGCAUUUCCAGGGUUCCUAAACCCUCCCUACUGUGUGACAUUAAUCAUGACAUAGUGAAGACAGCCUCUGACUUCUACGACUUACAAAGCUGGAUCUGAACUUUUAACGUUGAGUUUUCUAUCAUUGUCUAAAAAAAAUUCCCACCGUAAUGUCUUUGCAAAUAAAACUGAGGUGGCUCACAGGUAGUGUUCAUACUUGUGUUCUCAGGACAGCUUGAAUUUGUAGCAUACCCUUUAACUGGGAGGUGCAUCUCCACUUACCUUUUCAUUUGUAUUUAUCACACUGCUCAAAAGAAAAAUAGAAGUAGAAGGAAGUCCUUAUGUAAAGACUCAUUAGUUUCUGAACAACAGGAAAGAAGAGAAGGCAGUUUCCUUAAUCCCCAAACCACUUUACUCCUAUAUCACUUCAAAGAGACUGCUUUAGUGCUAUGGAUCAGUAAAGAAAAAAAAAAAACACUUUCAUCUGUCUUUAUUGAAUGAUCAGGAACGCUAUUAAAAUCACUAAAACAAAUCCUAUACUGUUAUUAAGGUUAAAGUCUGAAACCUUACACAUUUAAGAAUAAAAAUUUUUUAAAGGGAAAGGAAGAACCACAAGGUUUUAUACACAUGCUUUUAUAUGGUGAUCCACAUUAUUACAUCAACAGUGAGUUUCUGACAGAGGCAAAACUGAGCACCAUAGUAUACAAAUAGACCAUGCUGGAGGACAACAGGAGUUCACUAAGGAUGCACGAUUUAUUU